AUGUCUCUAGCACAGCGCCGCACGAUCCUCGAUGAUAUUCACACCCUCCCCUCGCCCUUCUUUGAGGAUGAGUCCCGCGAUGACGGGACAACGGCGGACGAAGACUCUCAUUCCCUGCCCAUCAGUAGCACACAGAGGGAGUCUGUGAUCAGCCACAGGGCGAGCAUCGUUGGUAUUCCCGUGGAGGAUGGCAAGGAGGUCUGGCAGGCGCUCAGCUACGACGCUUUUCACGCGCCGCCCCAGGACCUGGCAGAACUUCAACAAUUUGAAUCCGUCCCACCCGAGACCGGGGAGAACGUCGCAGCAUAUGAAGUGUCCACUGCCAGGAGGAUAUGUCAAGUCGCAUUCGCCGUGACAGCAUGCGUCCUGGCCUCGGGUAUAGUCUGCGGCUUCGCAGCACUCAAACCGAUCCUGAUCGCCGAGGGCGUCUACCGCUCGCUCUGCCCGGUAGACUGGCCGGCGCCGUCACCAGGACUGGACGGCGAGGCCCAGAUCCCAUGCCCAGCGCAGGACAUGCGCCUGAACCUCUUCUUCAUCACCGCCUCCAUCACCCUCAACGUCGCCACCGUGCUGGCGGGCUAUGUCCUCGACCACCACGGCCGGCGGGCAUGCUAUCUCCUGGCGGCGGCGAUCCUGUUCCUCGGCUCCGGGUGCAUGAGCCUCGCCUUCUACCUUGGCGAGGAGAGCCGGGUGCUGGCCUGGUUCGACGGGUACAUCACAGGCAACCUCCUCCUCGGCCUCGGCGGCACAUUCCUCUUCGUCUCGUCCUACCAGCUGUCCAACGCCUUCCCGCGCCGCGCAGGGCUCGUCGUGGCCCUCGUCACAGGCGCCUUUGACGCCAGCGCCGCCGUCUUCCUCUUCUACCGGCUGGCCUAUGAGGCCACCCAGCACCGCUUCCGGCCCGCCAUCUUCUUCCUCGCCUUCGCCCUGACCAUCCCACCGCUUCUCUGCGCCGCCGAGCUGACCCUCAUGCCGCGCGCAGCCUACAGCACGCGCCGUGAAUACCAGGCCGCCCUCGCCGCUGCCCAGGACCCCACGCAGGACGAGCGCGACUCGGACGACGAGCGAUUCGCGCACGAGCCGGCGGGGGCGCUGGGGCGGGAGCGGAGGCGGCGGGCGGACGAGCGCGAGGCGCGCAUGGAGGCGCUCGAGGCAGUGGCUGGGAACGCCGAUGAGCGGGCGGCGGACAUGGCGGCGGCGAGAGGCCGGCAGGAGGCGUCGGGCGUGCACGGGAUCCUGCAGCAGCAGCAGAAGCAGCAGAAGCAGCAGAAGCAGCAGGCGACGGUGGUAGCCGCGCAGAUGGCGACGCCGUGGUUCUGGCUACUCCUGCUGAUGACGGCCACGCAGAUGACGCGCAUGAACUACUUCAUUGCCACGGUGCGGGCGCAGUACCGGUAUAUGUUGAGUGGGGACGAGGACGCCGCGGGGGCCGUGAAUGGGCUCUUUGAUGCUGCACUGCCGGUUGCUGGUGUGCUCACCACGCCCUUCAUUGGCGUCUUGUUGAACGAGAUGCCUGUCUGGGCUACGCUGGCUGUGCUGACGGUGCUGACGGCGGUGCUGGGGAUUCUGAACUGUGUGAGCGGUAGCUUGGAUGCGGCGUAUGCAACGGUGAUUAUGUUUGUGCUUUAUCGACCACUGUAUUACUCUGCUGUUUCAGACUACGCCACCAAAGUCUUCGGCUUCGCCACCUUUGGUCGCAUCUACGGCACCGUCAUUUGCGCGUCUGGCGCAGGUCAGUUCAUACAGCCUGCCCUGGACGCCCUCACCCACGGUCCACUGCACAACAACCCCGUCCCUGUCAACAUCGUGUUUGGCGUUACGGGGACAGUGCUGAGUGCUGCGCUCACGUUAUUCGUGUAUGUCAAGACAAGGGAAAAUAAGGAGAGAAGAAAACAGCAGCAGCACGAGGGAGAGGAGGAUGGAGAAAGGCGAGCGCUUUUGAGCGAGAGGGGGCAGGGCAGUUAUGGUGGUGUUAGGAGUUGA
Messenger RNA from Cryphonectria parasitica EP155, 1983 nucleotides. Its product is annotated as MFS general substrate transporter. Gene Ontology annotation, cellular component: fungal-type vacuole membrane. Bases 1 to 1983 code for a protein of 660 amino acids. The record is from RefSeq and is a predicted model, not a curated record. The transcript is spliced from 3 exons. NCBI's taxonomy places the organism in Eukaryota, Fungi, Ascomycota, Sordariomycetes, Diaporthales, Cryphonectriaceae.